Messenger RNA from Drosophila serrata, 1502 nucleotides. RefSeq names its product COP9 signalosome subunit 4 (gene CSN4). Lineage: Eukaryota; Metazoa; Arthropoda; Insecta; Diptera; Drosophilidae. The record is from RefSeq and is a predicted model, not a curated record. Gene Ontology annotation, cellular component: COP9 signalosome; cytosol.
CAGCACUGCCUCGUAUUAUCGAUAACAGGGAUGAGCUUGCGUUGUUGUUCUUAGCUAGUGCGAAAUAAAUUGGAAUACAUUGAACCCGGCGGAAAACUGUGCAAAUCCAACAUGGGCAUCUCGACGGCGAUCCUGCGCAACCAGCUGAUGGGCCUGAACAACUUCCCCGGCACGCACAAGGACCAGGCGGACAAAUACCGUCAGCUCCUGAAGACGGUGCUAGCAAACACCGGCCAGGAGCUGAUUGACGGCCUGCGGCUGUUUGUGGAGGCGAUUGUGAACGAGCACGUUAGCUUGGUGAUCUCGCGCCAGAUCCUCAACGAUGUGGGCGUUGAGCUUAGCAAGCUGCCCGACGACCUCUCCAAGCAGCUCUCUCACUUCACUCUGGAGAAGGUCCAUCCGCGUGUGAUCUCGUUCGAAGAGCAGGUGGCCGGCAUCCGGUUCCACUUGGCCAAUAUAUACGAGCGCAACCAGCAGUGGCGCGAGGCAGCCACGGUACUAGUUGGCAUUCCCCUGGAAACGGGCCAGAAGCAGUAUUCCGUGGAGUGCAAGCUGGGCACCUACCUGAAAAUUGCCCGUCUUUACUUGGAGGACAACGACUCGGUGCAAGCCGAGCUGUUCAUCAAUCGGGCCUCGCUGCUGCAGGCCGAGACCAAUUCCGAGGAGCUGCAAGUUCUUUACAAAGUCUGCUAUGCUCGUGUCCUAGAUUACAGGCGCAAGUUCAUCGAGGCCGCCCAGCGCUACAACGAGCUCUCCUACCGCAAGAUCGUGGACCAGGGCGAGCGCAUGACGGCACUGAAGAAGGCGCUUAUUUGCACAGUUCUAGCCUCUGCCGGCCAGCAGCGUUCACGCAUGUUGGCCACUCUCUUCAAAGACGAGCGCUGCCAGCAUCUACCGGCCUACGGUAUCCUGGAGAAGAUGUACUUGGAGCGCAUCAUUCGGCGCUCUGAGCUUCAGGAGUUCGAGGCCCUGCUGCAGGACCACCAGAAGGCGGCAACGCCAGACGGCUCCUCGAUCCUGGACCGGGCCGUCUUCGAGCACAACCUGCUGUCGGCAAGCAAGCUAUACAACAACAUCACCUUCGAGGAGCUGGGCGCCCUGCUGGACAUACCCGCUGUGAAGGCGGAGAAGAUCGCCUCCCAGAUGAUCACUGAGGGCCGCAUGAACGGACAUAUUGACCAGAUCUCGGGAAUAGUACAUUUCGAGAACCGCGAAUUGCUGCCGCAGUGGGACAGACAGAUACAGUCACUGUGCUAUCAAGUGAAUUCCAUAAUCGAGAAGAUAAGUGUCGCCGAGCCCGAUUGGCUGGAUAACCUGAACUGAACCCGGCUCAGCCUUGGCUACCCCUCCAUUUCUGCUCCCAUCACUGUCAUCACCUUCAUCGUCAUGAGAAAAACAAACAGCAAAUAGAAGCGCAGCAAAUCGGAUAUUAGCCGCCGCCCUGUGUCUGUGUUAGAUUUCAUUUUUAAUUUAUAUAAAAAUAAAUGAAAUUAUGUACAUUA